This is a messenger RNA of Aspergillus chevalieri, 1983 nucleotides long. RefSeq lists its product as uncharacterized. The transcript has 2 exons. The record is from RefSeq and is a predicted model, not a curated record. The coding region runs from base 1 to 1983 and encodes 660 amino acids. Lineage: Eukaryota; Fungi; Ascomycota; Eurotiomycetes; Eurotiales; Aspergillaceae.
AUGACCUCGACGCCUGGUUCCAAUCACCAGCACCCUCCCUCGUCCUCCGCUGAGAUCUCCACCACUCAGCCCGCACAUUCCUCCAGCAUCGAUCCAAACUCCCAUUUGUCUGCUGGCUAUGCUCCGAACGAGAAUCAGCUGGCGGGCUUGGUCGAAGCUGCUACCGCGGCCGCUGGUCAAGACGUCUCUGACUGGACCACUGCGGCGGCUGUCGCUGCUGCUGCUGGAAACCAGCACCAUCUAGACGGCUAUGGACCCGAGAUUCAUAUUGACGAGGAUAGCUUCGGGGAUCCGAGCUUCGGAGCGAGCUUGACUGCUAAUAGGCAGCUGAAGGGCUCUGGUGACCACGCCCCGCCGUCUGGACUGUCGAGAACUGUGUCGAAGAAGCGGAAGCGUAACGAAGAUACUCUCGAUCCCGCUCUGGCUGCUGCUAGUUCUGGCAUGGGUCUUGGUGCUGGCCAUUAUCAGCAGCAUAAUCAGCAGCAUAGUCCUCAUCCGCAGCAGUACGAGGGCGAUGGCUUGGACAUUCGUCCUGUGCCUGCUCAGUCGUUGUCUGAUGCUCGUGCUGUUGGUCUGCAUUCUGCCGCUGCGCUCUUCCGUCAACCAUCGAGUAACAAGAAACAUACUCGUCCACCUAUGGCGAAAAUGUUCACAUCGCUUGAGCUCUCGCCGGAGAACUUUUUACAGCUCCAGGCUGCCGCGAAGAACUAUAUGCUUGACGAUGAGCAUCCUGAGAGACGGGAAUGCGUGGGCCAGCGUGGCAAGGGAGACUCUGAAAUGGUCAAACUUCGACUCUGGAACUGCGUUCGUCACUUUCUAGAAGCGGAGGGUCACGGCGAGCGGUUUUUUGGAGAGCAUGCUAUCAAUGAGGGAAUUACUCACCGGGCUCACGUGUGGCCUCGUGAUCAGCAGAAGAUUAUUGCGUUGAUUAUCCCCCUGCUGCGACGCAUGGUGACGAACGAGCGUCAGCGCAAGUAUGCCGUCGAAACGAGAAAGGGUGGCGGUCCCGACGAACGCAGAAGAAGAAAGACGGACGAGAGCCUCCCCAAUGCCAACAGUGCUAGUCCCCCGAGGUACGACGAGCAGUUUCAGAUGCAUGCCCAGCAUCACACCAUCCCCGAAGAGUUUCCACCUGCUCCUCCCAUGCCGAACCCUCAGCCUCAAAUGGGGCAGUCUGAUACGCAGCUCGGUUUGACCGACCUUCUUCUUGAUGGAUAUCCAACGGACUGGGAAGCGGUCGCUAGGUCUUACGACAUGUACAAUCAGGAUUACGAACUUGACAGCCUGUGGGGUCUCUCUGGUCUCCAGCAGCCCGACUGGCGCGGAUUGGUUGCUGCGGUCGAUAGCCACUAUCAGGUUUUCCACCAGGGUGACUUCGACUGCCCCAAGCCUUGUGAAGAUGAGAAUAUCCAUCGUAUUUUGGAAGCUGAUGCCAUGGCUGCUCUUCGCUGGCGUGUUGGUGGGAAUCGCUAUACUCCUGCCAAGAACGAAUUUGCCAGCGGUAUCACUCGUGACAUCUCGCGUAUCAUCCGUGACAACCUCGCUGCCAAACAUGGUGUUCAUGCGCCUGUUUAUGGCCAGCAACCUGCUUCUCACUCGCCCUACUACCAGCAACAUAGCCAUGCCACCAAUGCCACCAACUCCUCCAACUCGGCGUCUCACACUCCUAUGUUGAACGUCAAUGUUCUUCAAAACGGCAAGCGUGUCCUUCCUCGCUUCGACCUCUCCGCAGACCAAUGCCCCGAUUUGGGUACUUUGAAGCAUGUCGUGACCCGUCGCUUCGGCGACCAGUUGCCCGCUCAUCUCUCCGAGCCCAAGCACGAUGGUGCUAUGCACUCGUCCGUUGGAUGGAAGGUCAAGGUGUUUGUUCCUGAUGGGAUUACCUCUGUACACUCGGAUGGUGAAUGGACUAUUGCGCUUUUGUCUGCCGCCACCGUUGAUUGGAUGGACAGCAACCUGAAGGUGCUUAUCGAGGCUGAAUAA